AUGUCCGAAUCCACCGCCGAAGCUGUCCCUCCCCCACCAACAACCUCAACUCAAAACUCCGACGCGCAAGGCCAAUUCUCCGCCGCAGUGGACGAUCUUCUCGACCAGCUACAACAUAAAUUCGAUGGUGUUUCGCGGGAGAUGUUUGGGAAGUUGGACGAUAUGGCGAGACGGUUGGAUGAGUUAGAGGCUUCGUUUACGGUUGUGGAUGGGACGACGACGUCCGGGGCUGGUGGUGGUGGUGCUUCUGCGUCGCAGACGGGGACGGGGUCGGUGGUGGGGAGUGCGGCUGGGAGUGGGAGUCCUGAGAAGUGA
Messenger RNA from Aspergillus niger, 315 nucleotides. RefSeq lists its product as uncharacterized. Bases 1 to 315 code for a protein of 104 amino acids. The transcript has 3 exons. NCBI's taxonomy places the organism in Eukaryota, Fungi, Ascomycota, Eurotiomycetes, Eurotiales, Aspergillaceae. The record is from RefSeq and is a predicted model, not a curated record. Gene Ontology annotation, molecular function: transcription corepressor activity.